UGCAGGGUUCCUAUGUGGACGGACCCGCCACGGCCCCCUCCUGCCCUCCACUUGCCCUGCCCGCCCUUCUGCCGGCCGCCCCUCCACCACCCAGGCCCCAACCGACCGGACCCCGGGGUUGUGUCCGAGCUGCAUCCAGCAGCCUCGCCGAGGGGGGCAUGGGGGCGUCCCACUCCAGGUCGGAGGAGAUCCAGGAGCUCGCCGACAAGACUGGCUUCACCUCAGAGCAAAUCGAGCAUCUCCACCGAAGAUUCAGACAGCUAAGUGGGGAUCAGCCAACCAUCCGCAAAGAGAACUUUGAUCGCAUCCCUGAUCUGGAGUUCAACCCCCUUAGGGCCAAAAUCGUCCAUUCCUUUUUUGACAAAAGGAACCUACGAGAGGCAUCCGAAGGGCUGGUGGAUGAAAUCAAUUUUGAGGACUUCCUGACUAUCAUGUCUAAUUUCAGACCGAUUGAGAUGGAUAUGGAUGAAGAGCAGCUGGAUCGUUUCCGCAAACAGAAGCUGAAAUUCCUCUUUCACAUGUAUGACUCGGACAGCGAUGGGAAGAUCACCCUGCAGGAAUACAGAAAAGUGGUGCAGGAACUGCUCUCAGGGAACCCCCACCUGGAUAAGGAGUCGGUGAGGUCCAUCGCGGAGGCUGCCAUGAUGGAGGCUGCCAGCAUCUGCAUGGGGCAGAUGGAGCCAGACCAGGUGUACGAGGGAAUCACAUUUGAAGACUUUCUGAAGAUGUGGGAAGGAAUCGACAUCGAGACCAAGAUGCACGUCCGCUUCCUCACCAUGGAGCCAAUUGCGCCUUGCCACUAA
Messenger RNA from Gekko japonicus, 803 nucleotides. RefSeq names its product calcineurin B homologous protein 3-like. Gene Ontology annotation, molecular function: calcium ion binding. The transcript has a single exon. The coding region runs from base 159 to 803 and encodes 214 amino acids. The record is from RefSeq and is a predicted model, not a curated record. NCBI's taxonomy places the organism in Eukaryota, Metazoa, Chordata, Lepidosauria, Squamata, Gekkonidae.